Molecule: messenger RNA, 2499 nt
Organism: Musca vetustissima
Lineage: Eukaryota; Metazoa; Arthropoda; Insecta; Diptera; Muscidae
Product: nose resistant to fluoxetine protein 6
Exons: 7
Coding region: 27-2237 (736 amino acids)
Molecular function (GO): acyltransferase activity, transferring groups other than amino-acyl groups
Source: RefSeq, a predicted model, not a curated record
UAAAUCUUACAGUCCGUCUCAAGGAUAUGCUUAAUAUCUUCGAUCUGAGUUAUCUUGCUUCUCAGUGGAUUAAUGUACGAAGCGAUAUCUCAGCGAAUUGUUCGCAGGAUAUUUAUAAAUAUCUGAAAGGAUUACAAGAGGCCAAAAUAUGGGCUAUUAAAAUGGACGAUGCUUCCGGACAUUAUGCUUCGGGUUUCUUUUAUGGCAAUAACUAUUGGAUGGGUUCAAUGUCACUGUGUAAGGCAAUCUAUCACGAAGACAAUGAGGAGGAUGAAGCGGCUCGCAGACAGGCAGCUAAAAAUUCCGGUUUACCCUUUGCCAAGGCACACACACAGGCAUACACCACAGUUUACAAUGAGAAUCCAUCAUUUGUACCAGGAUUUUAUAUUAUCAAAAUGUUACUCAAUGAAACAUUUCCCACAAAUGUUAUUAGAACAAUCUACCUUGGGGUUUGCUUGCCAUCAACAUGUAGCAGUGAAGAUGUAAAAGAAAUUGCUCUUCGUGCCCAACGUCCCAUUGAUUCGCACGAAAUUGCAUUUCUAGAUGUUCGUGUACCUACCGACAAAGAAUUUAACAUUUUCGAGGAUCGGACAUUCUGGAUUUUAAUCGUGGUCUCAACAAUUGUAGCUUGUCUAAUAUUUGCCGGGACUUUAUAUGAAGUUUACUUGAGAAGACGUUUCCGUGAAGCGUUACGUCGUCAGGACAAAGAAAUGAUGAAUAACAGUGAAACAUCAUCGGGUAUUGGUUGUGCAUCCUCAGACUACAGUGAUUCUGUAACGAAUGAGUCAUUGAAAAAGGAAACACUUAAGGAUUUGAAUAUUGUUCUGAACUUGCCACACACUGUCACGGAAUGUGGUCCGGAAACGAGUACAAGCACCUCGGAUGAACAUUUAGAAGGACAUCUACACGAACCGGAAAAACUUAGUAUCUAUUCAGAGCUGUUACUCUCCUUUUCGGCCAUAACAAAUUUCAAUGCGAUUUGUGAUCGUAAUGUGGGCGCCGAUACGAUUCCUUCCAUUCACGGUUUGAGAGCUUUCUCAAUGGCUUGGGUUAUACUGGGUCAUACCUGCAUUGUUAUCUUUAAAUAUUCUGACAAUAUGGAGCUGCGCAAAGAUGUCGAAAAGAAUUUCUUCUUCCAGGCCAUAACUAAUGGACCAUUUAGUGUAGACACAUUCUUCUUUAUAAGUGGAUGUCUGGUGUCUUAUUUGUACUUCCGCACAAAUGCCAAAGGCAAAUUAAAUAAACUUAUAAAAGGAACAAAUGAAUUUACCAGAUGUACGGCACACUUCUUCGGUUUGGUUAUAUACCGUUUUAUGAGAUUGACCGCUCCCUAUAUGUUUGUUUUGGGUGUCGUUCAGGUGUCCAUGAAAUAUUUGGCUACAUAUUCGAUAUUUGACCCGCCCACAAUGGAUCACAUAACAUGUCCAGAUUAUUGGUGGCGCAAUGCCCUCUACAUUAACACACUGUUCCCCGUCGAGCAAAUGUGUAUGUUAUGGAGUUGGUAUUUGGCAAAUGACACCCAGUUUUACAUCAUUGGUGCUCUGAUCCUUAUUGUGGGAGUUCGCCAUUUCAAAUUAUCAGCCGUAACUACAGGUGUCUUUUUAGUGCUUUCUUGGAUAACAACGGCUGUGAUCGCAUUCAGUAAUAAUCAUCGACCCGAUACCGAUGAUCCCUUGGCUUUGUUCGACAAGAUUUAUGACAAGCCAUGGACUCGUUUGGGACCAUAUUUGAUUGGUAUGGCUGUUGGGUGGAUUCUGUUCCGCACCAAUUGCAAGAUACGUUUAUCGAAAACCAAAGUGGCAAUUGCCUGGACUUUGACUUCGGUGAACCUGUUUGUUUUGGUGUUCGGUUUAUAUCGUGCUGAGUUGUCACAAUUCACAGCAGCCCUUUACAGUUCAUUGAGCCACUCGGCAUGGGCUCUGUCAUUGGCAUGGAUAACCAUUGCAUGCUCAACAGGAUAUGGAGGCUUUGUCAAUACAUUGCUCUCGGCUCCAUGUCUGUAUCCCUUUUCCAGAGUAACUUAUUGUGCUUAUUUGGUUCAUCCCAUAGUUAUACGUUCAAUGGCUCUGAACACUGAUUCACCACUGCAUUUGGGUGGUGACACAAUGGUAAUAAUGUUCUUUGGUUUUGUCGUCGCCUCCUAUCUACUUUCGUUUGUGGUCUCGAUGUCCUUUGAAGCUCCAGUCGUUACAAUGCUUAAGAUUUUAUCGCCUAGUCGAAAAAAGCGUUUGGCGUAAGAGGUGUUACACUGUUCGCCGCCGCUAGGCCUCAGAGGCCAGAAGUACGCUUUCAAUUUGUUUUAUUAUUAUCGUAAUGUUUAACUAUUAUUAUUAUUACUAUGAUUAUGUACAUAUAUAUGUAACUACCGAAUAUUUGUUAUUAUUUGUAAGUUUACUCAUACAUCCACAAGACAACGAACUUCCUCUAUUUAUCAACAACGAAUCAUCAUCAUUCGCUCGCUCGCACAUUCUUGUCAUUCUACGUAGCUCCAAUCUAAUG